CAUCAUGGGACGCAAGGAUAAAAACAAAAAGAAAGGCAAAGGUGCCGAAAAAACGUCCAUGAAGACGGAUAAAAAGCUUGUGGCAAAGCAGAAAAAGCUACUCGCCAAGUUGGGUGAGGACGAUAUCGAAAACAUUGUUGCAAAAUAUGAAACGAAGGACACCAAGUCAUCCGAUCUGACCGAAAUUGUUUGUCCACCACCGACGGCACGCGUGAACGUCGGCAUCUGUGCUCAUCCGGCUGACAAGGAAGAAAUUUUCAUCCAUGGUGGUGAGUUCUUCAACGGUCAGCAAACCGUCAUUUACGGUGACUUUUAUUCGUACAACGUGGCAAAGGGCGAGUGGAAAACGCUGAAAUCUUCCAUCUGUCCGGCACCGCGCAGUGGCCAUCAGAUGGUAUCGGUCGCGACGGACGGUGGCCAGAUCUGGUUGUUUGGGGGCGAGUAUGCGUCACCCUCCCAGCUUCAGUUCUAUCACUUCCGCGAUCUGUGGGUUUACCGGAUGGCGAAAAAGCAGUGGGAAAAGCUGAACGCUCCAAAUGGGCCCAGCGCUCGCAGCGGCCAUCGGAUGGUGGUCACACGCAAGAAGCUGUUCGUGUUUGGUGGUUUCCACGACAAUAACGCUUCGUAUCGCUACUUUAACGAUCUGUACGCAUUCUCGCUGGAGAACUACACCUGGACGAAGAUUGAAGCUGGCGGGCCGGUACCGCCAGCACGUUCCGGUUGCUGCAUGGUGGCUAAUACGGAUGGAAAGAUUCUAAUCUGGGGUGGUUACUCGAAAACCAACGUUAAGAAGGAAAUUGACCGAGGAACAACGCACACGGACAUGUACACACUAGUGGCCGAUAAGCAGGACGCGAAGGGCCAGACCGGUGGCUACAAAUGGACCAGCGUUAAACCGAAUGGUAAAAAACCGGCACCAAGGAGUGGAAUGGCCGUUGCAAUUGCACCGAACGGCAAAGCGUACGCGUUCGGUGGUGUGAUGGACACGGAGGAGGAUGAGGAGGAUGUUAGGGGGUUGUUUAGCAAUGAGCUGCAUGCACUCGACACCAAUGCCUGUACCUGGCGUAAGCUAGAGCUGGCGGCAAAGGUAAGAAAAAGCACCUCCAAGGCGGCUGACGUAGAGAUGGGUGAGGAAGAAAAGCAAGCGAUCGAGGCAAAGAAGAUCGUGUCGGAUGAUGGUGUUUUUACCAUGACCGUUGGAGGUGGUAGUGGAGGGCCGGCCAAGGGAGCAAGCAAAACCGAGGCGGAUGAUAGUGGUGGUGCUCUUGAUCUUGGAGGACCUUCUCCGAGAAUGAACGCGGCUAUUGUUGUGUGUAAAGGGCAACUUUUUGUCUACGGAGGGCUUUUCGAAUCAGGUUCCAGGCAGUUCACUUUAAGCGAUCUGUAUUCUCUUGAUUUGCAUAAGUUGGAUGUGUGGAAAACAUUGAUUGCCAACAGCUUAAACGCAAGCGAAUGGCUCGGUUCCGACAGCGAAGGAGAUUCUUCAGACGAUGAUGAGGAUGAUGAUGACGACGACGACGACGACGACGAUGAUGAUGAUGAUGACGACGAUGAUAGUUCGGAGGAUGAUUCUUCCGGUAUGGAAACAGAAUAAGGAUUCAUUGUAUUAAGAAAAUUGUCUCCUUCCCGAUGU
Messenger RNA from Anopheles maculipalpis, 1633 nucleotides. Its product is annotated as kelch domain-containing protein 4. The transcript has 3 exons. NCBI's taxonomy places the organism in Eukaryota, Metazoa, Arthropoda, Insecta, Diptera, Culicidae. Bases 5 to 1594 code for a protein of 529 amino acids. The record is from RefSeq and is a predicted model, not a curated record. Gene Ontology annotation, molecular function: protein binding.